AUGGCGCCUACCGGCCUGAGUAGCAAGGGAAAGGCAACGAAGCCCGGCUCCAAGCCCUCGCAGACGCCACGCAGCCGCAAUACGACGCCGCUGCCUCAUGUACGCGCUUCGGUCGAAGCUUCGUCGACAUCGUCGUCGUCGUCGGCCUCGGCAUACUUUGGCAACCGCCUGAGCUCCUAUCUGAAGAAGUCGGAGACGACUGUCGAAGAGGUGCUGGAGAGUGGCGGCAAUGGCUCCCAGAUUCCCUCGGGCAAGCAGCUUCUCGUCAUGCGCGACCACGUCGAGAAGACGGUCAUGAAGAACGCAGAGGCUCGCUGUACUCAGUCCGAGGGCGCACUGCGAGAGCUCAUGAGCCUGAAGAAGAACAGGGCGCCGCGCGAAAGAGACAGGGACAAGGCUGGCGAGGAUCGCGAUCGCAAGCACAAGCUCAAGAAAGUGAAUACAAAGCAAGACGACGACAGUAAGCACCCACCCGUCAUAGGCGCCCAUGGCGUCGCCAGGCAGGAUGGAGGCGACGCAAAAGAGCCUACUGCUACCACUCUCACCACCGCCUCCACCACACUUGUCACAAUGCCUCGCAGACGCCGCAGCUUGAUAGUCAAGCUCAAGGUCAGAGGCUUCGACACAUUUCUGACUCAGCCCGCAGACAACUCGUCGGCCAUCUCGUCCCCGAUAUCCCAAGCCCCGCCCUCUGCUACCGGUACUGGCCCAGCCGACGCCCCAUCACCUAGCGGUUCCGAUGUCUCCCACCAGCCUGCGCCUGCGCCCGCCGUACCACAAUUCCAGACCUUCGGGCCUGACCCCGCAAAGUUCGAUGACCCGACCAUAUACCACAUUCGCGAAGUCACCCCGGGCAUGUCAAUCGAGGAGAGGAAGGAGAUAUAUUGCGUCGCCGAGUUCCCCCAGGAGGAUCUCCGCGACAAAAUCGCUGGCUCUCCGCCAGACAAGGACUUUUCAAACGCAAAGCCGCCAUCGCAGGUCAAUGCCACCGUCUUUGCCAACUACGUCGAGCCGUACAUUCGCCCGCUCACCGAGGAGGAUGUUGCCUUUUUGAAGGAGCGCGGAGAUCGCGUAGGGCCGUUUGUGCUGCCUAGGCGCGGCCAGCGACACUACAAAGAGAUAUGGGCUGAAGAAGACGGGGCCAUGCACAUUGACUCCAACGACCAACACCCACCACCCAACGUCCCUCGGGGUGCAGCAGAAGACAUAACGGAUGAUAAUCUCGAGACAGACCAGGUCUCUGCGGGCCCCCUACUGUCGCGCUUGUUGUCUACGUUACGACCAGAAGGACGCGGCAAUCAAAACAGUCACAACGAGCAGAAUGGAGUAAACGGAGAUGCUAUGGACAUCGACGAAGGAGCAGGAACACAGGCAGACGCGACCAAUACGAACUCGCUCCCCGCGGCAGCUCAACUUCCAGACCUCGUACAGCCUGGCUGGAAGGCUUCUUCGCAAAAUGCGCGUACCGAUUACGCGGGCAUGGAAGACCGUGUGCUCAUGGAGCUCAAGCACUAUGGCUUAAUCUCAGAUGCAGAUGCAGAAUCACAAUCCUUCGACGCCCAUUUUGAUGACGAGGUUGCGGCACGACUUCGAUUCCUGCAAGAAGAAUUGCGCAAACAAUCCAUCAUCAACGGCGCGCGGAAACAACGUCUCCUCGAGCUCACCGAAGAGCGCAUAGCUCAGCAGGAGUACAACACGAUAGCAGACGAUCUCGACAACCAACUCAACGCCGCCUACCUCAAGCGCAACCGCAACAUCGGCAAAGGCAAGAAACAAAACAAGCGGCCUGGUGGUGCUGGAGGUGGGAGCCAUCCUGUGGCAAACGCUGGCAUAUCAAGACCGGGCGUUGGCGAGCCCAUUCGCACACUCAUGGAAAGGAGACAACAAUGGAUCAACACCAUCGGACCUGUUGUCAAUUUCGGCAAGACCGGUUUACCGACUGAGACGAUAUUCGGAGAGGAGAAGAUGAAGGAAUUGGAGAACAGAGAGGUGGAGAUUUGGAACACAGAAGCCGAAGAAUAGAACUCUGAAGCAAUCAGGGCAAUCAGGGCUCAAGUUCCUAGCAAAUCUAGUGAUGAUCAAGGUUAGCAGUAGACGGCGUUUAGUUGAUAAGCGCCAUAGGCAUCACUCUGCCAUGAAAUCGGUGUGGUUAUCAUGUGUUUUUGGCCUGGUGGCCAUGGUCUUCUGCCUGGCAUGUGUUGGCGUUUGUGGUCCAUUAUGAGGUACCGGUAUUCCAUGCAACUUCGGAGGUUGCAAACGGACAUUAGGCAAACGGAUCAGGCGUUAGAUGGCGGGUUGGUCACACGAUAUCAUUAACCAGUACACGGUCUACUUCAGAUGUAUGCAAUAUUCAUACAGUUA
Messenger RNA from Pyrenophora tritici-repentis Pt-1C-BFP, 2361 nucleotides. The record is from RefSeq and is a predicted model, not a curated record. Lineage: Eukaryota; Fungi; Ascomycota; Dothideomycetes; Pleosporales; Pleosporaceae.